This is a messenger RNA of Sceloporus undulatus (fence lizard), 2314 nucleotides long. RefSeq names its product lumican (gene LUM). The record is from RefSeq and is a predicted model, not a curated record. Gene Ontology annotation, molecular function: protein binding. The coding region runs from base 353 to 1402 and encodes 349 amino acids. The transcript has 3 exons. Lineage: Eukaryota; Metazoa; Chordata; Lepidosauria; Squamata; Phrynosomatidae.
UCGUACUGUGGUAGACAGCCUGAAUUCACUCAGGUUGCUCUGAGGGGUUAUCUCCUUCCAGUUCCACUAGGAGACACAGAUGGGUUGUCCUUGACCAUUCCAUGUGCCCACCUGCAUUUCAUUAGACAACAGCAGUUUUACAUACCACACCACCAUGAUGACAUAGCAGCUUCAGAAAACAGCGUGACCAGGAUCUCCCCCAUCUCCAGCCCAUGUUUCACAGAGGAUCUGGCAGGCAGUUACCUUCUGACACUGUUUAUAGCAUAUAUUGGUCGACCCAGUCCCUUACUGAAUCUGCUCUGGGAAUUAAAGCAAGCAACUUCACAUCAGAAAGAAUCUACUCAAUGCAAAGAUGCAUCUGAAUUCUCUUCUUUUAUUCUUUUUCUUGAUCAGUGGCAUCUUUUGUCAAUAUGAUUAUGAUGGAUAUUAUCCUUCAGAGCCUGACUAUGGAUAUGCUCACUCUAUGUUUGGGCCAUCAACAGCAGUCUGUGCACCAGAAUGUAACUGCCCUAUAAGCUAUCCCUCAGCCAUGUAUUGUGACAAUCUUAAAUUGAAAAGUCUCCCAAUUGUUCCUUCUGGAAUUAAAUACCUAUAUGUCCGGAAUAAUAUGCUUGAAGGCAUAGAAGAAAAUGCUUUUGAUAAUGUGACAGACCUGGAGUGGUUGAUCCUAGAUAAUAACCAUCUGGAAAAUUCAAAAAUUAAAGGAAAAGUCUUUGCCAAAUUGAAGAAUCUGAAAAAAUUGCAUAUAAAUUACAACAACUUAACCGAAGUUGUUGGACCGCUUCCCAAUACUCUGGAUGACCUGCAGCUCACUAAUAACAAGAUUGCAAAAAUCAACCCCAAUACUCUUGAAGGACUAGUGAAUCUGACUGUCAUUCAUUUACAACACAAUGAACUCAGUGGAGAUGUUCUUUCUGGAGUUUUUAAGGGCUUAAAUUCCCUCCUUUAUCUUGACCUAAGCUUCAAUAAACUUUCCAAGCUACCUACAGGACUGCCUCCUAACAUACUGAUGCUCUAUUUUGACAAUAAUCAGAUUACCAACAUUCCCGAUGAAUAUUUCCAGGGUUUUAAAGCACUACAGUAUUUACGUCUAUCUCACAAUAAACUGACAGAUUCUGGUAUACCGGGCAAUGUUUUCAAUAUUUCUACCCUUGUUGAGUUGGAUCUUUCCUAUAAUCAGUUGAAGAAUAUCCCAACAGUAAAUGAGCACCUUGAAAACUACUACCUCCAAGUCAACCAGAUUAACAAAUUCCCAGUGAGCAGCUUUUGCAAGGUUGUUGGAGCACUAGCCUAUUCCCGAGUAAGACAUCUGCGUUUGGAUGCAAACAAUCUGACAAGAGCUGAUCUUCCCCAAGAAAUGUACAACUGUCUCCGAAUGGCAGCUGAUAUCUCUCUGGAGUAAACUGUGUCUUAUUUCAUUCAGAGGCCAGCUCUGUUGUCAUGCUUUACAUCAGAAUAAUACUUCAAACUAAAAUAUCAUCUUGGAUCAUACAUAGUGUGUUUGUUAAUAAGCAACAUAAGUUUGGUCAUCUUUUUUCUUUUUUCUUUUUUAAAAUGUGUAUAUUCUAGUAAGUCAGUGAUGCAAAAGAUUUGUACAGCUAAGAUGUCCCAUAGAUUGUGGACAAAGUUGUUUUGAUGUUUAUUUUUUAGACUCUUUUUGGUAAGACAGCAAAGUACAGCCUGAGUUUGAAAGGGUUUUUAAAAAGCACUGUGGGUGUGCAGUCCUACUCAGGUUUGUAGAAGUCAGGCAUGUUCUAAUCUAGAUGGAGUAUUUCGUACGUUAGGGCUGGACCAUAUAUGUACAUUAUUUUCACACUUUCAAAUCAGACCUCUCUCCUGUUUUGUAAUUUCAUUUUGUUUCACUAUUGCAGUUAUAUUACACAGGAAAGCAAUCUAUUAUACCUAUAUAAACUAAUAGCAUUUAUAGGAAAAUAUAGUUGAAGAUCCCAGUUAAAUAUGAUUCAUGCAAAGGAGUGAGAAAACAGCAACAUUUUGCAGGUUUUUAUUUUGCAAUUCUUUUUAUGUUCAUUCAGUGAAAAUGUCAUGGUUCUGUUUGUUUAAGGCUUUAAAGCAAAAUGAUUAUUUUACAGAAAAAUAUGUACACUAUUAUUGUUAUUCAUUUAUUUGCAUGCUAUAUUUAACAUAACUGUAGCAAAUAAAACAUAGCAAAUAAAAAAUCAUGAGUACAAAUUAUUGUUUAAAAAGUUUGCAUUUUUAAAGAGUAACUGCAGAUAAAAACAAACCAAAGAGGUUAUUUUAUAUUUUGCUGAAUUAUUGUAAGUUUACAACUCCAUGAAAUAAAUGGUUUUCUGUA